CAUUUCCGACUGCAUUUGAAAGCAGCACGUAGUCAGCACGCUGACAGACGCUGACUGGUUUUGCCGGCUCAGCAGCGGGCGGACAGGCUGCAGACUGAGCGGCACCCCUGGUUUCUAGGUAGCGGUCAGAUAGGAAGCCCGAAUCGACAUGAACACGGAGGAGACUCGGUUGGAGAUGAAGGACGCCGGGAGCAUCAGCGCCGAGCAGAAGGACGGGCCGGAUGCAGCGCUGGAUGCAGGGCUGGAUGCAGGGCAGGAUGCAGCGCAGGCCGCCGUGGAUGCUGAUGCCACCGAGGCUGAUGUGAGCGAGGCCGAUCUGGACCAGGAGGAGCAGGAGAAGCAGCCGAUGACCUCCGACGGAGGCCGGCCGGCCGACGCUCCGCCUGAAGGCAGGGAGGAGGUGGAGGCGGAGAAAAAUGGCUCCGUGAAGCUGAAGGUGCUGGAUGAGGCGGAGGAGACGUUCAUCGGGCUGAACAAGGAGGAGCUGCUGCGGGUGGCGGGGACUCCUGGCUGGGUGAGAACCCGCUGGGCGCUCCUGCUGGUGUUCUGGCUCGGCUGGUUGGGGAUGCUGGGGGGGGCCGUCCUGAUCCUCCUGCAGGCUCCUGCCUGCAGAGAGCUGCCAGCCACCAGCUGGUGGAACGAAGGCCCACUGUACCAGAUCGGAAACAUCCAAGCCUUCACUGACAAGCACAACCUGAAGGGCCUGGAGCAGAAGAUGAGCAGUUUAUCCCAGCUGAAGGUGAAAGGUUUGGUGGUUGGGCCGAUUCACGUUGCUCCACCUGAUGAUGCCGUUAGCCUGAGGUUUGAGGAGAUUUCACCUGAGGCUGGAAACCUUGAACAGUUUAAAGGUGUCAUCCAGGCUGCUCACCGAAAAGGCAUUUCCGUGGUUCUGGAUUUGACUCCUAACUAUCGGGGAUCUUCUGGACCCUGGUUCUCUGGCAACAGUGUAACAAGUGUAGCAGAGAGGCUGAAGUCUGCCCUGGUAUUCUGGCUGAAUGAAGGCGUGGAUGGAGUCCAGCUCUCAGGAGUGGAGCUGCUGGCCAACACGGCUCCGUCUCUCUGGGCUGACAUUCGGGCCAUUAUCCAGAAUGAGACCGACAGCGAGCCAAAAAGCAGGUCAAAAAGAGUCCUGCUUGGCAUCACAGGACACUCCUCCGCUGAAGAUGUGUCCGCCCUUCUUACCUCAACUGGAGUGGACCUUUUGAUGUCCAACGUGCUGACAUCAGGUGACCCGGAUCCCAGCCGCUACGCUAAGACCAUCCAGCUUCUGUACUCCAACCACAGUCAGACUAAGCUGGCCUGGAACCUGGGCGAUCGAGUUGCGGGUCACUUGGCCUCAUUAGUUGACCAAGCUCAUAUCCAGCUCUACCAGCUGCUGCUGCUGACCCUGCCAGGGACACCUGUCUUCAACUAUGGAGAUGAGAUUGGCCUGAUGGAUGGGGACUCUAAGUUUCCCAAGAUGCUUUGGGACUUUGAAGAGGAGCUGAAUGGGACUCUGCAGGAAGAGCGAGCUGAGCGGCUGUCAUUUCGCAAAUUCUUCUGCUCUGUGACCGAGCUGCGGGCUAAACAGCGCUCCCUCCGUUAUGGAGAUUUUCUCCUCCUCUCCAACUCCUCCUCGUCUUUGGUGUACCUGCGGGCCUGGGACCAGAAUGACCGUUACCUGGCUGCCUUUAACUGGGGGGCAGAGGGGGAGGUAGUGUUGCAGACGGACCACGCAGCGCUGCCCCGGCAUGCUGCAGUCGCCCUCAGCACCAACAGCAGCGCCCUGCCUCACGGCAGCAGCGUCGACCUGAUGAACCUGUGGCUGGGUCCGGGGCAGGCCGCUCUCAUCAAGCUUCCCCAAACUGGAUAGAAGAAAUGCUUACAAUGUUUCAUUUUCUCUAUUUCCUCAUUAAUGGUGUAAAAGGUAUUUCUAAAGCCCUAUUAAGACAGGCUCCUCCCAGAGGACGAGGUCUGAGAGCACUGAAUUAGGGCUAAGUUAUUGUUGUGCACACAUUGUGACUUUAGUUGUCUGCUACAUCACCGUUUCUCCACAGGAGAAGACACUUUGGGUCUGACAGUUCUGCUAUUGGAAAAGAUCUGUGAAGGUAGUUUCAACAGGAGCUGUUGUCUUAAUCUUUUUCAUAGUGCUUGCACAAAAAUCUACCUGAUGUUAAAGGGAAUGGCCUCUUGGUAUAUUAAAGAAGAAACAAGCCCUUCUUGGCCACGGCAAAACAAAAUAAGCUCAUGAGCUUAUUGUGAGUUGAUGAAGAGAAGACAAGGAGGAUGUAAAGGAUGAGCUUCACCCGAAACAUCUCAGCACUGUAUGGAAAAGGAGAAUCAGUUUUGGAAACUACUUGUCUUUCUCAGAACCCCUCUGAUCCUCUCACCCCAACCUCAGAUGAUACCAUAAGAAAAGAGAAAUUAAAAAUGGGAAAAUAAACUGAUAUCAACAGGGAUUUGAGAUUGAGUCCAUUAGCAAUGAAGGAUGCCGUCGAUUGAGUUGUUUGGUAAGCUGACCUUAUGACAUUAUGAUGAACUUUGUUGAACUAGAUAGUAAACAUGGCACUGGGAUAAUUUCCGACUGGCAUUGUAUAGACUAAGUUCAGCAGAUGGAGGAUGAUGAGAAGAGGAUGGAACAAUGCAUAAUGAGGAUGAGUGGAGUGAAAAUGGACAGGCCAAGGAUGAGGAAGAUGAGUAAGAAGGGAAGAAAUAGUACAUGUAAAGCAUAAAGAUGAUGAUGACAGGAAGUACUGUACAGGUACAGAAGAUGGGUGAGAUGCAGAGAUGAGGAAUGGGUGAAAGUCUGAGAGCAAAGGAGAGUGUGGUCAAGAGAAAAAGACGAACUACUACAUCAGGCCUGGGCAGGAAAUACGGAAAUCAUUUCAGCUCUGUCCUGUUACUGAUCGAACUGUAAGAAGCUUCUUUUCUUCUUCUUUGGUCCUGUUAUUCUAGGAGUGUUGUGUGUAAGCGGUAAACAUCCAUCUUGUCUGUCUCUGUGACACAUUGUGCACUUGUAUGAUGUAUUGUAUUCAGUGAAAAAAUAAAAAUAAAAACAUAAUGUGGUUUCAGGCAAACAUG
Messenger RNA from Fundulus heteroclitus (mummichog), 3060 nucleotides. RefSeq names its product 4F2 cell-surface antigen heavy chain. The record is from RefSeq and is a predicted model, not a curated record. Gene Ontology annotation, biological process: amino acid transport; carbohydrate metabolic process. The transcript has 8 exons. Lineage: Eukaryota; Metazoa; Chordata; Actinopteri; Cyprinodontiformes; Fundulidae. The coding region runs from base 149 to 1852 and encodes 567 amino acids.